GUGUCUUUCUCUCUUUCGUUUUUGCUUUUUUCUUGGCUUCGAGAAAUCAUUCUACAUUUGGAGGGAGAAGAGAAAAAGAAAAAACGAUUGACACAUUCGCUGCAGUAAACCAACACAUUUGGCUUUGUCAACGAGUGCCACAUCAAAUAACCUUUUACUCCCUCCCCUUUUUUCUUUCUUACAUUUUUUCUUGUUUUUUAUUGUACAGCCCAUUUCGUAAACAGAAACUAUAUCAGUCAGGCACCCAUUUACCCCCACUUGCACGCACACACACUCACACUUUCUUUCAAAAUUGAUCUUGCAAGCAUUUACAAGAAAAAAGAAAAAGAAAAAAGAUCCUCUCGUACCUUGCAUUGUACAUAUACACACACACACACACGCAAAAAAUACACGCACGCACUACUACCUGUUACCUACUACGACAACGACGAAAAAUCAACCUCCACAAUAUUGGGAACAACGAAUAGCGACUUUUUUUUUCCAUAUACAUAUAUCGUAUGGCAGCUUUUAAUCAACAUCAUCAGCAACAUUCGUUCAAUAGUAACAGUAACAGCAGCAGCAGUAGUAGUAGCACCACUAGCAGCAGCCACCACCACGUACACCAUCCGUCAUUACCCACACAAACGACACCACAGGCAGCAGCAGCAGCGCCAGUUUCACGUACCUCGCCUCAAUCCCAUAAUGAACCGUCGCUGCUUCCAGAAACGAUUGGCAAACGCGUAGAUCCUCAAUAUUCACAAGUUCUUCACGCACGAGUAAAGGAUAUUUUACGAAUACAUUAUGACAGUUUUCCGGGAUCACAACCUGUCAGUUUCGAAACAAAGCAUUUGACAGAACUGGAGCAAGAGGAUUAUUUUGUUUGUGAAAAAACGGAUGGUGUACGGUAUCUACUGUUCUUUUGCCACUCGUCCAAGGGCCCGGCAUCUUUUUUGUUUGACCGGAAUAGGAUAUGGUAUUACGUUCCCAAUCUGCUGUUUCCUAUGCGUGGGCGAGAAAAGGAGUUUUUAAAGGACACAUUGAUGGAUGGUGAAUUGGUGAUAGAUACCGAGCCAAAUGAUAAGAAAGUAUGGCGCUUUUUGUUAUUCGAUCUCAUGUCACUGAACGGUGUGCCUGUUACGAAACGAUCAUUCAAUACGAGACUCGGGAUGCUGCAACAAGAAGUUAUCGCGCCCUUCAAGAACAGUGUACGACAUAUCGCGGAUGCAUUGAAAUCACCUCCAUUUAGCAUAGAGCUGAAAAAAAUGGAACGGUCUUAUGGAUUGCAUCUCGUUUUUGAUCAAAUGGCAAAACUAAAGCAUAGUAGUGAUGGCGUGAUAUGGACUCCUGUAAAACAUCCCUAUGUGCCCGGGACCUGUGACAAAUUAUUAAAAUGGAAACCGCCGGAGCUCAACACCGUUGAUUUUCGGAUAUUUGCAAAAUGGAGCAAAGAACACAAGCCGAUCUAUAACUUGGAGGUGUUAUCACAUGGUGUCACGUAUAAAUUUUUUGAUCAUUUCCAGCCUGAACAUGAAUUAGCAUCCCAAUGGAAGAGUCACUUGCCGGAUGGGCGGAUUGCAGAAUUCAGAUAUGAUCCAGAUUGGAAGGUGACGGUUGUCGAACAAGGAUGCACUUUACACAGAUUUGUUCGAUUUAGAACAGAUAAAGACACCGCCAACGAUGAAAAUGUUGUACAAAAAAUCAUGCACAGCAUACAGGAUGGCAUCACAAAGGACCAGCUGUUGGCGCACAUGGACAAGGUUCGCAGUGCGUGGAAGGCAAGA
Molecule: messenger RNA, 1760 nt
Organism: Zychaea mexicana
Lineage: Eukaryota; Fungi; Mucoromycota; Mucoromycetes; Mucorales; Lichtheimiaceae
Product: mRNA capping enzyme, catalytic domain-containing protein
Exons: 9
Biological process (GO): 7-methylguanosine mRNA capping
Molecular function (GO): mRNA guanylyltransferase activity; ATP binding
Source: RefSeq, a predicted model, not a curated record